CCGGUGCGCGCUGCCUGGCGGCUCCGGCCCGGCCGUGGGCGCGGCGGGCGAGGGGGAGCGGCGGGGGCAUGUGGAUGUUGGCCGUCGCCUUGCUCCACAGCAUCUCGCAUGUUUUCAGUGAAGAUCUACACGCCAGUCUAUACUUUGUCAAUGCAUCUCUGCAAGAGGUAGUGUUUGCUAGCACCACAGGGACAUUGGUACCCUGUCCAGCAGCAGGGAUCCCCCCGGUGACACUCAGAUGGUACCUAGCAACAGGCGAGGAGAUCUACGAUGUCCCAGGGAUCCGCCACGUUCACCCCAAUGGCACUCUCCAAAUUUUCCCCUUCCCUCCUUCAAGCUUUAAUAACUUAAUCCAUGAUAACACUUACUAUUGCACAGCUGAAAAUCCUUCAGGGAAAAUCAGAAGUCAGGAUGUUCACAUUAAGGCCGUUUUACGGGAACCCUAUACAGUCCGUGUGGAGGACCAGAAAGCCAUGAGAGGCAAUGUAGCAGUGUUCAAGUGCAUUAUCCCCUCCUCUGUGGAGGCAUACAUCACUGUUGUCUCAUGGGAGAAAGACACAGUCUCGCUUGUCUCAGGACCUAGAUUUCUCAUCACAUCCACGGGAGCCUUGUAUAUUUUAGACGUACAGAAUGAAGACGGACUGUACAACUAUCGAUGUAUCACAAGGCACAGAUACACUGGAGAAACACGACAAAGCAACAGUGCAAGACUUUUUGUAUCAGAUCCAGCGAAUUCAGCUCCAUCUAUUCUAGAUGGGUUUGACCACCGUAAAGCCAUGGCAGGACAGCGAGUGGAGCUGCCUUGCAAAGCAUCAGGGCACCCCACACCAAAGUAUCGUUGGCUGAAGGACAACGUUCCCUGGGAGCCUGACAGCAGAUUUCGGCAGACAGUUACAGGUCUGCUGAUAGAGAACACGCGUCCCUCAGACUCAGGCAACUAUGUCUGCGAGGUGUGGAACAACUAUGGUACUGCUGAGAUGAUAGGGCGGCUAUAUGUAAAACAACCACUAAAAGCCACAAUCAGCCCACGAAAAGUGAAAAGCAGUGUUGGUAGUCAAGUGUCCUUGUCCUGCAGUGUGACAGGAACAGAGGACCAGGAGCUCUCAUGGUACCGUAAUGGUGAAAUCAUCAACCCUGGUAACAAUGUUCGGAUCACUGGGAUCAACCGGGAGAACCUUAUUAUGGAUGGCAUGGCUAAGAGUGAUGGUGGAGCAUACCAGUGCUUUGUGCGCAAGGACAAGAUGUCCGCUCAAGACUAUGUUCAAGUAAUAUUAGAAGAUGGAACUCCCAAAAUCAUUUCUGCCUUCAGUGAGAAAGUGGUGAGUCCAGGCGAGCCAGUCUCCCUUAUGUGCAAUGUGAAGGGGACCCCCCUGCCUACCAUCACUUGGACACUGGAUGAAGAUCCCAUUGUGAAGGAUGGCAGUCAUCGUAUCAGCCAGAUUAUCACCUCUGAAGGGAAUGUGGUCAGUUACCUGAACAUCUCUAACACUCAGGUCCGAGAUGGUGGAGUUUAUCGCUGUACUGCCAACAACUCUGCUGGAGUCGUCCUGUACCAGGCUCGAAUAAACGUAAGAGGGCCAGCAAGCAUUCGACCAAUGAAAAACAUCACAGCAAUAGCGGGACGGGACACCUACAUCCACUGCCGUGUAAUAGGCUAUCCGUAUUACUCCAUCAAGUGGUACAAGAACUCUAACCUGCUACCCUUUAACCAUCGCCAAGUGGCUUUUGAGAACAAUGGGACACUGAAGCUUUCAGAUGUGCAGAAGGAGGUAGAUGAGGGGGAAUACACAUGUAAUGUCCUCGUUCAGCCCCAGUUGUCCACCAGCCAGAGCGUUCAUGUGACAGUGAAAGUUCCUCCAUUUAUUCAGCCUUUUGAGUUCCCGAGGUUCUCCAUUGGGCAGCGGGUCUUCAUUCCCUGUGUGGUUGUCUCUGGAGAUCUGCCCAUCACCAUCACCUGGCAGAAGGACGGCAGGCCCAUCCCAGCCAGCCUCGGGGUGACCAUUGACAACAUCGACUUCACCAGCUCCUUACGGAUUUCUAAUCUUUCACUGAUGCACAAUGGGAAUUAUACCUGUAUUGCUAGAAAUGAUGCAGCAGCUGUGGAGCACCAAAGCCAAUUAAUUGUGAGAGUGCCCCCUAGGUUUGUGGUUCAGCCAAGUGACCAGGAUGGGAUAUAUGGAAAAGCUGUAAUUCUCAACUGCUCUGCAGAGGGUUAUCCUGUUCCUACCAUUGUCUGGAAGUACUCGAAAGGUGCCGGGGUUCCUCAGUUCCAGCCAAUUGCACUGAACGGUCGUAUCCAGCUUCUCACAAAUGGCUCCUUGCUGAUUAAACAUGUGCUAGAAGAAGACAGUGGAUACUACCUCUGCAAGGUCAGCAAUGAUGUGGGAGCAGACGUCAGCAAGUCCAUGUACCUCACUGUUAAAAUUCCGGCUAUGAUAACUUCCUAUCCAAACACCACCCUGGCAACGCAAGGUCAAAAGAAGGAGAUGAGCUGCACAGCACACGGAGAGAAACCCAUCAUAGUACGCUGGGAGAAAGAGGACCGAAUCAUUAACCCUGAAAUGUCCCGUUACCUUGUUUCCACCAAGGAAGUUGGAGACGAAGUGAUCUCUACUCUACAGAUUUUGCCAACUGUGCGUGAAGAUUCUGGCUUCUUUUCCUGCCAUGCCAUCAAUUCUUACGGAGAGGAUCGUGGAAUAAUUCAGCUCACUGUGCAAGAGCCCCCUGACCCUCCUGAGAUAGAAAUCCGAGAGGUGAGAGCACGCAGCAUUGCCCUCAGGUGGACCAUGGGAUUUGAUGGAAACAGCCCUAUCACUGGCUAUGAUAUUGAAUGCAAGAACAAAUCAGACUCUUGGGAUUCUGUUCAGAGAACCAAAGAUGUUUCUCCUCAACUUAACCAAGCUACUAUAAUUGACCUCCAUCCUUCCUCAACUUACAACAUCCGCAUGUAUGCCAAGAAUCGCAUUGGCAAGAGUGAGGCCAGCAAUGAGCUCACCAUCACGACAGAUGAAGCAGCUCCUGAUGGUCCACCUCAGGAUGUUCAGCUUGAGCCUAUAUCUUCACAAAGCAUUAGGGUCACCUGGAAGGCUCCAAAGAAGCACCUGCAGAAUGGAAUUAUUCGUGGAUACCAGAUAGGUUAUCGGGAGUACAGCGCAGGUGGCAAUUUCCAGUUCAACAUUAUCAGUAUUGAUACCACAGGGGACAGCGAAGUUUAUACCCUGAAUAAUCUGAAGAAAUUCACCCAAUAUGGCAUGGUAGUUCAAGCUUGUAACCGGGCUGGAAUAGGACCUUCUUCUCAGGAAAUCAUCACCACUACUCUUGAGGAUGUGCCCAGCUGCCCUCCAGGGAAUGUGCAAGCCACUGCCACAUCACCAGAAACCAUUUCUAUUUCUUGGUCAACACUGGCAAAAGAAACUCUCAAUGGGAUUCUGCAAGGAUUCAGGGUUAUCUACUGGGCCAAUCUCUUGGAUGGAGAGCUAGGAGAAAUAAGGAAUGUCACUACUACACAGCCAUCUCUAGAGCUUGAUGGUCUGGAAAAAUACACCAACUACAGCAUUCAGGUGUUGGCUUUCACACGAGCUGGAGAUGGAGUGAGAAGUGAACAAAUUUUCACCCGCACUAAAGAAGACGUUCCAGGCCCUCCUGCUGGCGUUAAAGCAGCUGCAUCUUCAGCCUCCACUGUCUUCGUGUCCUGGCUCCCUCCCCUCAAGCUCAACGGCAUCAUCCGGAAAUACACCGUGUUCUGCUCGCACCCCUACCCCACGGUAAUCAGCGAGUUUGAAGCCUCUCCCGACUCAUUUUCCUACAGAAUCCCCAACCUGAGUCGGAAUCGCCAGUACAGCGUCUGGGUGGUAGCAGUGACUGCUGCAGGAAGAGGCAACAGCAGCGAGAUUAUCACGGUAGAGCCACUAGCGAAAGCUCCUGCCAGGAUUUUGACGUUCAGCGGCACAGUGACAACUCCCUGGAUGAAGGAUAUUGUUCUCCCUUGCAAAGCUGUUGGAGACCCAGCUCCAACAGUCAAAUGGAUGAAGGACAGUAACGGGACACCCAGUCUAGUGAUGAUUGAUGGGCGAAGAAGCAUCUUUAGCAAUGGCAGUUUUGUCAUCCGUACUGUGAAAGCGGAAGACUCUGGAUACUACAGCUGUGUGGCCAGUAACAACUGGGGAUCAGAUGAAAUAAUUUUGAAUUUGCAGGUACAAGUUCCACCAGACCAACCAAGACUUACUGUUUCCAAAACUACAUCUUCCUCUAUCACUCUUUCCUGGAUACCUGGAGACAAUGGUGGCAGUUCUAUCCGAGGUUAUAUUUUGCAGUACUCAGAAGAUAACAGUGAGCAGUGGGGCAGUUUUCCCAUUAGCCCUAGUGAGAGGUCCUACCGUUUAGAAACAUUGAAAUGUGGCACUUGGUACAAGUUUACUUUAACUGCACAGAAUGGAGUGGGACCAGGACGCAUCAGCGAGAUCAUUGAGGCCAAAACACUUGGAAAAGAGCCACAGUUUUCAAAGGAACAAGAGCUGUUUGCUAGUAUCAACACCACACGAGUGAGGCUGAACUUGAUUGGUUGGAAUGAUGGUGGCUGCCCUAUUACCUCUUUCACCCUGGAGUACCGGCCCUUUGGGACAACAGUCUGGACAACUGCUCAGCGGACAUCUCUGUCAAAGUCCUACAUUCUGUAUGACCUCCAAGAGGCAACCUGGUAUGAAUUGCAAAUGAGAGUGUGCAACAGCGCUGGCUGUGCAGAAAAACAAGCAAAAUUUGCAACGCUCAAUUAUGAUGGCAGUACAAUCCCUCCACUCAUUAAGUCAGUUGUGCAAAGUGAGGAGGGGCUGGCAACCAACGAAGGGCUAAAGAUGCUGGUGACCAUUUCCUGUAUAUUGGUUGGUGUCUUGCUGCUUUUUGUGAUGCUUCUGAUUGUGCGGAGAAGGAGGAGGGAGCAGAGGCUGAAGAGGCUGCGAGAUGCAAAGAGUUUGGCUGAAAUGCUCAUGAGCAAGAAUACCAGGACAUCAGACACACUUAACAAGCAGCAGCAAACACUGAGGAUGCACAUAGACAUUCCCAGAGCACAGCUUCUGAUUGAGGAGAGGGACACAAUGGAGACUAUUGAUGACAGAUCCACGGUUCUACUAACUGAUGCUGACUUUGGAGAGACAUCUAAGCAGAAGUCACUGACUGUCACCCAUACUGUACAUUACCAGUCUGUGUCACAAGCUACAGGACCACUGGUGGAUGUUUCUGAUGCCCGGCCAGGAACAAAUCCUACCACAAGGAGGAGUGCCAAAACUGGACCUACAGCUCGCAACCGCUAUGCUAGUCAGUGGACCCUCAACAGACCUCACCCCACCAUAUCAGCUCAUACCCUCACCACAGACUGGAGGCUGCCCACCCCCAGGCCAGCAGGAUCUGUGGACAAGGAAAGCGAUAGCUACAGUGUCAGCCCCUCACAGGACACAGAUCGAGCAAGAAGCAGCAUGGUCUCCACAGAAAGUGCCUCCUCAACAUAUGAAGAGCUAGCAAGAGCAUAUGAGCAUGCAAAAAUGGAAGAGCAGCUGAGACAUGCCAAGUUCACCAUUACAGAAUGCUUCAUAUCAGACACAUCGUCGGAGCAGCUCACGGCAGGGACUAACGACUACACAGACAGUCUGACCUCAAGCACGCCGUCAGAGUCGGGGAUUUGCAGGUUUACCGCAUCCCCUCCCAAACCUCAGGAUGGAGGGCGAGUGAUGAACAUGGCAGUUCCAAAGGCACAUCGGCCAGAACUUCUACACAUUACACACUGCUCUAUUUCUGCAAUUUGGAAUGCACAAUAUUUGGCUGCCUCAUGUUCUAGCUCACUUUAAGUCUUCUGAUAGACCUUUCCCUUCCAGUCAGCAGAUACUGCGGAUACACACUCAGGUUAGCAGUCAGAACUGCUUCUGACUUCUGUAUUUCUGCUCCUCUUUCCUGACAUUUAAUUUACAGAAACAAGAAUCAGUUUCAUGAAGUCAGCUCAGACAUGGGAGCUAAAAAUACCACGAUUAUGACAAGAAAAAGUAAUCACACUUUUAUAAAGAAAAAUAGAGUAAUUUUGCCUAAAGUUGUGGUAACUGGCAAAAAAAAAUGGGAAUGAUUGUGUUAUACUGAAUUGGAGACAUGCACCAGGACUUCAGAAAGAUCUGAAUAUUUGGCCUGGUUGUUCUUUUAUAACUCAGACAGCCAACAUAUAGUGCUGUAGUCUGUGUCCCUGUGUAUCAACAGAACUUACUGCACCACAAAAUCACAAAAUGACUGAGGUUGAAAGGGACCUCUGGAGGUCAUCUUGUCCAACUCCAUGCUCAAACAGGGCAUGUUUGAGCCACUUGCCUAGAACCACGUCCAGGUGGCUUUUGAGGGUCUCCAAGGAGGAGACUCCACAGCCUGUGGGCAGCUUGUGCCGGUGCUCCGUUACCUGCACAGUAAAGACAUGCUUCCUAGUGUUCGGUCGGUCCUCAAGAAAUCGGCACUCUGGGCAAUGAUCUCGACAUUAUGCUCUACUAGAUUCUUCCACAUCAAGAUUGAGGCACCCUGUCAUAUUAAUAUUCAGAGGUUUCAACAACUGUUCUUCUAAGUUUACCUGGGAGGUUGACAAAUGACUCAGUCCUUCAUCCUCCAAAGUUGUCAUUCAAAUACUGCAUUCAGAAACUGGGUGGGACAGAAAUUAGAAAGAAAUAUACACUGUUCCUACCUCCCACUGUGCCAAAGUCUGUAAUGUAAAAAAGUGGAAGAUAAUUGUAGAGGUUGAAAAAGUUUUCUAAUAUUGUUUUUCCUUCCUGUUUCAAAAAUAUUAACCACAAAUUGAGUUAUCAGAACAGUUAUUAUUAACUGCAAUAAACAUAGCAGUAGUAGAGUUUAUUAAAAAUAGAUUUCUUUUAUAACGUUAAAUCUUGGUAAUAGCCUCAGACAAGAAGCCUUUUUUUUUCUCCUCCUUUUACUAUUAAAUUAUUGGACUUACUAACUAGGCAAUCUUUUGACAUUUCUGUGCUUUCACAGUUAUAUCUGUAUCUCUUUGUGGACAGAUCACUUGCCAACAUCCUCCGGUAAUGGAAUUCAUUCUUAGAAGAAAUAUUUGCUGACCAGUGCUUGAACAGGAAAUAUCUAGAAAAUUUCAUCACGUCUUUUGAUGAAACUUGCCUACCUACUGUCAAAAAAUAAACAGAAGCUCAUUAUGACAAUUGCUCUUCCCUUCCUAUUUGGACACGCUAUUUAUUUAUGAACCUUGAAUGACAAACAACAUCUCAGAUACACUUUUAGAGAAGAGAUUUCAUUCACUGGGUGUAUCAGGCCAGAAGAUUUUAAAAUCCAUUUAAAGGUCCCCAAGAGUAAACUCUCAGACCUUCCUCUACAAAUGGCUGAAGGGAAUCAGCUGGAAAAGAAACUUACAUGGGGGUGUGGAAAAAAUGCAGGUGCAGACAUGCAAACAGAAAAAAAAAUUGAAACUGAUUCCACAGACAUGAAGAUGGCAAGAAAACUAUUACUUCAUGGGAAAGCUGAGUGCUUUCCUUUGUCCCUAGAACUGCACAAAGCAGGAACCCAAGUUUGCUAAGCCCUCACUCAAAGGGAAGCAUGUUCCUCUGGCAGUCCAAAUUUCUUCAUUUGAGCAUCUAAGUCAAGCAGCAUGAGUAUAGCCCUAAGCCUGCUGCACAUUUACUGGAAAAGACAUGAACAGUGAAGUUCUUUCAGUAUUAAGAUACUUUAAGAUACUUUAAUUAGCGUUACUGUCCCAGUUAACAAAUUUCUUGCUGCUCUGACUAAUCCUGCAGACUUUAAUGGCAACACCUUAGCUUAGAGACAAUCCUUAAGCUACAGAAUGAAAAUACUUUAUUGAAUAAUUGUUUAAAGGCAUCCCUUAAAUAGAGGCUGGACUUCAUCCGCGUUGCAUAAAUGCGGUUUUAAACAACUGAGAGCAAGGUAAACUUUAUGGUCAAUACACAAAUCUUCUUUUCUAGUACUCAAUCACUACAGCUAAAAUAAGCUGCUUAGUACAGUAAGGAAAAUAUGAAGAAUGUGACAAUAGAAAGAAAGCUCAACAUAUUUCCAAUGUAAGCUUUGUAAUCCGAGAUAAAAAGAUGUGAACUCUUCUCCACUGAUGUAUGAGUUGAAGGGUGAAGGAGUUAUUUCCCUCUUCCACAUGAUGAAGACAAACAUAACAUAGUUAGAGAAUCUAUUUAGAGACUUGCUUUCUAUGGAAAAGUUGCUGACAAUGCUCUAUAAGCCGCAGCAGUAACUGAAUUCGAUACAAACUCGGCCACUGGGGAUUCAGUAAUGGCUGGAACUCUUGACUCCAGGCCUCCAGCUUACCUUUUGCCUUCUUUUCCCAUGCACGUUAUAUUGUUCUGGAUUGACUGGAAAUAUAACUGUACAGUUCCAUAGUUUACUAAUCCCAAACUGAAUUUCUUGAAGAUAUGGGGGAAUCUACAUUUGACAUUUUCGUGCAGGAAUCCUGCAGCAAACUAUGAAAAUCAUAACAUAUGAGUUGUUUUCUUUUUUAGUUCCACCCUUGCACUGCCUGGUUGCAAAUGCAAAAGAAUAUAUAUUUAUAAAUGCACAUGUACACACCAUACAUAGUGUGUAUACAGAAUGAAGAAAUCAUCAGUAUGGUUCUACAGUGGGAGACUAAGGUCCAGUUCUGAGGAAACGAUAUAAGGAGAUAAAAUAGGCAAGUGGCAUAGCAGCAAGAUAGGCAGAGAUGCUGUUAAGUGAGAUAAUUAAUUCCAUGCCUAGAUUUAUAACUGUAGAAAAUAGAAUCAUAGAAUCACUAAGGAUGGAAAAAAAGCUUUAAAAUCAUCUAGUCCAACAGUCAACCUACCACCAAUAUUGCCCAGUAACCAUGU
Numida meleagris (helmeted guineafowl) is the source of this 8846-nucleotide messenger RNA. RefSeq names its product DS cell adhesion molecule (gene DSCAM). The record is from RefSeq and is a predicted model, not a curated record. The transcript is spliced from 33 exons. Gene Ontology annotation, biological process: dendrite self-avoidance; homophilic cell-cell adhesion; axon guidance. Gene Ontology annotation, molecular function: cell-cell adhesion mediator activity. Gene Ontology annotation, cellular component: plasma membrane; axon. NCBI's taxonomy places the organism in Eukaryota, Metazoa, Chordata, Aves, Galliformes, Numididae. Bases 69 to 5837 code for a protein of 1922 amino acids.